Cercocebus atys (sooty mangabey) is the source of this 2156-nucleotide messenger RNA. RefSeq names its product solute carrier family 22 (organic cation transporter), member 1 (gene SLC22A1). The record is from RefSeq and is a predicted model, not a curated record. Gene Ontology annotation, biological process: transmembrane transport. Gene Ontology annotation, cellular component: membrane. NCBI's taxonomy places the organism in Eukaryota, Metazoa, Chordata, Mammalia, Primates, Cercopithecidae.
UUCUCUUUGGAAGAGCUCUGAGGGGGCCGCUAGGAGGUUUGCGCGGCCUGCUCUCCUGCCCGCCUCUUGCUCUGCGGCUGAACUCCACUUCUCUUCAGGCUUCGACCCCACUGACUCGCUCCCUGACAAAGCAAACAUUUGAUCAGGCAGCCACGUGCAUUCUCCCAUUUCCUGAAACCAGCACCAUGGGGUAAAAGAUUAUUUCUACUUGGUUGCCUUCCAGAUGUUUCACACUUGGACGGCAAACUGAUUUCAAACCACUCCUUUUCAAAGAUCUCUAAGGGAGACAUUGCACCUGGCCACUGCAGCCCAGGGCAGGUCUGGCCACGGCCAUAAGCGUGCUGAGCCAUCAUGCCCACCGUGGAUGACAUUCUGGAGCAGGUUGGGGAGUUUGGCUGGUUCCAGAAGCAAGCCUUCCUCACCCUAUGCCUACUGUCAGCUGCCUUUGCGCCUAUUGCUGUGGGCGUCGUCUUCCUGGGCUUCACACCUGACCACCGCUGCCAGAGCCCCGGGGUGGCUGAGCUGAGCCAGCGCUGUGGCUGGAGCCAUGCGGAGGAGCUAAACUAUACAGUUCCAGGCCGAGGGCCUUUGGACGAGGCCUUCCUUAGCCAGUGCAGGCGCUAUGAAGUGGACUGGAACCAGAGCGCCCUCAGCUGCGUAGACCCCCUGGCUAGCCUGGCCACCAACAGGAGCCACCUGCCGCUGGGCCCCUGCCAGGAUGGUUGGGUGUACGACACUCCUGGCUCCUCCAUCGUCACCGAGUUCAACCUGGUGUGUGCUGACUCCUGGAAGCUGGACCUCUUUCAAUCCUGUUUGAAUGCGGGCUUCUUGUUUGGCUCUCUGGGCAUUGGCUACAUUGCAGACAGGUUUGGCCGUAAGCUGUGUCUCCUGGGUACUGUGCUGGUCAAUGCCGUGUCGGGUGUGCUCAUGGCCUUUGCGCCCAACUACAUAUCCAUGCUGCUCUUCCGCCUGGUGCAGGGCCUGGUCAGCAAGGGCAACUGGAUGGCCGGCUACACCCUAAUCACAGAAUUUGUUGGCUCGGGCUCCAGAAGAACGGUGGCGAUCAUGUACCAGAUGGCCUUCACGAUGGGGCUGGUGGCGCUUACCGGGCUGGCCUAUGUCCUGCCUCACUGGCGUUGGCUGCAGCUGGCAGUCUCCCUGCCCACCUUCCUCUUCCUGCUCUACUACUGGUGUGUGCCGGAGUCUCCUCGGUGGCUGUUAUCACAAAAAAGAAACACUCAAGCAAUAAAGAUCAUGGACCACAUCGCUCAAAAGAAUGGGAAGCUGCCUCCUGCUGAUUUAAAGAUGCUCUCCCUCGAACAGGAUGUCACCGAAAAGCUGAGCCCUUCGUUUGCAGACCUGUUCCGCACGCCAUGCCUGAGGAAGCACACCUUCAUCCUGAUGUACCUGUGGUUCACCGCCUCUGUGGUCUAUCAGGGGCUGAUCCUGCACAUGGGCGCCACCAGCGGGAACCUCUACCUGGAUUUCCUUUACUCCACGCUGGUCGAAUUUCCGGGGGCCUUCAUCACCCUCAUCACCAUUGACCGCGUGGGCCGCAUCUACCCCACAGCAGUGUCAAAUCUGUUGGCGGGAGCAGCCUGCCUUGUCAUGAUUUUUAUUUCACCUGACCUGCACUGGUUAAACAUCAUACUCAUGUGUGUUGGCCGAAUGGGAAUCACCAUUGCAUUCCAAAUGAUCUGCCUGGUGAAUGCUGAGCUGUACCCUACAUUUGUCAGGAACCUUGGAGUGAUGGUGUGUUCCUCCCUGUGUGACAUAGGUGGGAUAAUCACCCCCUUCAUAGUCUUCAGGCUGAUGGAGGUUUGGCAACCAUUGCCUCUCGUUUUAUUUGGGGUGUUGGGCCUGCUUGCCGCGGGAGUGACGCUACUUCUUCCGGAGACCAAGGGGGUCGCUUUGCCAGAGACCAUGAAGGAUGCCGAGAACCUUGGCAGAAAACCAAAGCCCAAAGAAAACACGUGUACCUUGAGGGUCCAAACAUCAGAACCCUUGGGCACCCUGAGAGAGUUGCUUUGGCGGGCAUGGAGUGUUAGGAGGGAUGGAAGAGGGAGUUAUCUUCUGCAGAAAUUCCUAGAGCCGCCUUCACUCUCUGUAUUCUCCCAUACUUGACCUACCCCCAAUACAAUUCAAUCCUAAAGAAA